AAUUCUCAGAAUCCCAAAAUGCUACUGAUAUUAAUUUUUCUAAGAAUCAUAAAGAUAAAGUAAACUUGAUUAAUACUUUUUUGAUUCUAUCCAGUUUUCCAAUUACUAUUCUAUUAAUCUUUUCUUCAUCUUCUGAAGUUAAUACUUUAUUUAUAUCAACUCCCUUUGAGGAGUUGAAAUAUUAUACGUCUCAACUUAAAGCCCAAUUAGGUUGUUCUUCUAAUACUUCAAUUUAUUAUAAAGUAUUUAUCCCUGAUAGUGUAGUACUACCUUCAAAUAAAACUUCAGAUAGUAAUAAGAUUAGUCUAAUUGCCUCUUUUUAUACUCAACAGGAUUCUUUAAGAACUAUUAACUAUAAUAAUAAGAUAGUAUCUUCUUUUAUUAAAGGCCCUGGUGAUAGUCCUCCAACAAUAAUUCUUGAGUCUAAUUCAGAUAAAUCUA
Messenger RNA from Dentiscutata heterogama, 441 nucleotides. The record is from the annotation of a GenBank genome assembly. NCBI's taxonomy places the organism in Eukaryota, Fungi, Glomeromycota, Glomeromycetes, Diversisporales, Gigasporaceae.